This is a messenger RNA of Desarmillaria tabescens, 597 nucleotides long. RefSeq lists its product as uncharacterized. The record is from RefSeq and is a predicted model, not a curated record. Lineage: Eukaryota; Fungi; Basidiomycota; Agaricomycetes; Agaricales; Physalacriaceae. The transcript is spliced from 2 exons. The coding region runs from base 45 to 488 and encodes 147 amino acids.
GAUGCACUAUCAGCUCGUCUUACACAGCAACCACUACCUUAAUAAUGGCACCCACAGAGUAUUCACUGAGGCUUCAGAAAGGAAUCACUGGCGGUUUCGCACCACCCACUCCAAGCGCAAUCUUCACCCUCACUCGUCCUUUGAAUCAUGACGAGCUCAAUAUUACCUCUGCGAUUCGCGAGAUCGGCACUCCGAGUCUGGCUAGCGCUGCGCCCAAGUCGAUCCAGCACGAUGCUGAGACCGAUGCGCUCGUCGACGAGUUGCAUGGGAUCCUCAAGGAGAUCCCCACCGAGUCACCUCCCGGAAGUGAGGACAUCUACGGCAUGGACAUCAGCAUCGCAUGGGGUAGCGAGGAUCUGAUGUGGCAGAAUGGAGGCCCCUCGGGAUGUGGAGGCGGUACGAGCAUAGUGCAGGCAACCGAUGAAGAUAAGGCCAAGUUCAAGCGGGCGGUCGAGAUUGUAGAGAAACUGGUGGGCGAGACGGCUUGAUGAGAUCUAGAAGCGCCCGAGGCGAAGCUCUUAGGUAUGUAAUGUGCUGUAAUUACCAUGUAGAUGGACACAAAUUUCUUCACAAUCGGAAACAAGAAGAAUAAAUUAG